AUGACUAAUGCUAAGAAGGUAUGGAGUGAGUUUGAGGAGCGUUUUGAUAGAUUAAAUUUGACUAGGAUAUUUCAUUUGUGGACUGAAAUUGCUACUUUAAGAGAAGGUACUGAUUCUGUCACUUCAUAUUACUCUAAGAUGAAGGAUUUUUGGGAUGAAUUAGAUGUUUUAGCUCCCCUGCCUUCUUGUGAUUGUGAGGAGUCUUUACAUUAUGUUUUGUAUUUAAGAUCACAGAGGUUUCUGCAGUUCCUUAUGGGACUUAAUGAGUCCUACAGUAAUCUAAGAAGUAAUAUGCUAGCAAGGAGACCUAUAGUGUCAGUAAAUGAAGCUUAUGCAACAGAUUUUAAGAGCAAGAAGAAGAGCACACAAUUUAGUGGAUUCAGACCUUUUGCUAAUUCUACAGUAGCAGGAGAAAAUGUGAAUUCAUCAGAGGGACAAGGUCAUUUCUUCACUGAACAACAAUACAAGCAGAUUCUAAAUAUGAUGAAUAAGCCAACAUCAAGUGACAGUGCAGAUAACAUAACAGGUAACAUGGCAGAUAUAGGGGCAUCAUAUCAUAUCACACCAUAUAAGGAGUUACUGACUACUUUUAGAACAUUGAGAGAUCAAAACACCAGUAGAGUUCAAGUACUUACUGGUGAUAGAGCAGAGAUCAUAAGUAUAAGAGAUGCAUUGAUUUUAGGAAGCUAUAAGCUUGAGAAUGGACUCUUCAAUGGGAAGGUUAUGGGGAUUGAUAAGGAAAAGGAAGGAUUAUAUAUACUACAAGAAGCAAUAAAACCCGCAGUAGGAGCAACAGUUCAUAAGGAGGACAAUGGUGAAAAGCUAUGGCAUUGGAGACUAGGGCGUCCUUCUAUUGGAGAAAUGCAACACAUUGCAGAUGUCAAGAAUAAAGUAGAUGUUGAACUAUUAGAAUGUUGUGAAAUUUGUCCCUUGGCAAAACAGAGCAGAAUAAAGUUUCCUACUAGCAACAGUAGAUCAAGUAGUCUUUUUCAGUUGAUGCACCUAGAUGUAUGGAGUCCAUACAGAAAACCUACGUAUGAUAAAAUGCACUACUUUGUUACCAUAGUGGAUGAUUACAAUUGUGUUAGAACUGUUGUGUACUUGAUCAACAGAUUUCCAUCAACAGUGCUGCAAGGGAAAACACCAUUUGAGUUGCUGCAUGAUUGCCUAGAGGUGACAAAUUCACAUCGAGAGCUAGGAAGACUGUAUUUGUGGGAUAUUGAGAAACACAGAAAGGUUACAAUUUGUAUAAGCCAGACACAUGCAGGAGAUUCUCAUGCUCAACAUCCUACAAGUGCAGAACUAAUACCUGAACCAGGAGAAGAAAUGCCACGAGUGGAAAGUUCAACCAUUGAUUCACCUAAUCUCUCUGAUGCAGCACCUGACAUAGAAGAUGUAGUGGAUCAACCACAGACACAUGAAGCCCCUACAACUGCAGUAUUUGACCAAGCUGAGACACAUCCAGUUGAGUUGACAACAAAAGCAUAUAAACACCAUGAGCAACAUGAUUCUGUUCAAGCACACACACAAAGGAGACCAAGCAGAACAAUCAGGCCUCUAAUUUGGCUUAGUGACUACAUCACUACUGUCAAGCCAAAGGCACAUUGCUCCUAUCCUAUAUCCCAAUAUGUGACCUACACUCAUCUCACUCCCACCUACUAA
Nicotiana tabacum (common tobacco) is the source of this 1662-nucleotide messenger RNA. The record is from RefSeq and is a predicted model, not a curated record. NCBI's taxonomy places the organism in Eukaryota, Viridiplantae, Streptophyta, Magnoliopsida, Solanales, Solanaceae.